AUGGACGGCGUGCAACAGACGACACUUGACACAAAAUGUACGGUUCAGAGGUUAGUGAGCGAUGCUCACUCAGACAAGAUCGCAAGAUGGCUUUCCGCACCAGUUCCAUCAGCCAAUCAAAACAAAGCGCGAGAGCUGCACCAACCUGGAACAGGUCAGUGGUUUCUUGACAGUGAGCAUUAUCAAUCUUGGAAAAAAGUUCGAGGCUCUUUUCUUUGGCUAUACGGCAAAUCAGGCUGUGGCAAAACAAUCCUCAGCUCCACGGUGGUCGCGGACCUAGACAAUGACACAACAACUUCACCAAACCUUCUCUAUUUCUAUUUCGACUUCAAUGACGUGGGAAAAACGUCGACUGAACAAGCGGUGCGCUCAUUAAUUGACCAACUAUACCGCAAGGGUGUCCGUUCUCGAAGAUUACUCGAUUCUUUCUAUGCCCAACAUGCUAGAAGCGGAGAACAACUCAGUCAAGCAUUAUUGCAAAAACUCCUCCAAAAUAUGAUUGUGCAAUGCCGUGACGUUUGGAUUGUUCUUGAUGGUCUAGAUGAAUGUAACACGCGAGGUCUGCAUACCAGUGACAGUGUUCUACUAUGGAUCAAGAAGCUAAGCAGUCCGCCAUCCAACCUUCAUGUCCUUGUCACAAGCCGACCAGAAAACGACAUCAAAUCAUCCAUAGAGGCAUGGGCUAGCACUGACGAGAUAGUAUCGCUUCAGCCCGACUUGUUUGCAGACGACAUAGGUAUAUACAUCCAUACAAGGGUCAAGCAGCUGGAUAGGUGGCGAGGUAGUCCAGAUAUUCAGAAAUUAGUAGCCAGUACGUUAAACGAACGUGCUGAUGGAAUGUUCCGAUGGGCGGCUUGCCAACUUGACAGUUUAGAACACUGCCUAAGUCUGAAAGAUAUAACAAGAGAACUGGCGGCGCUCCCGCGGACGUUAGACGAAACCUAUGCGCGGAUGUACUAUCGUAUAUCCCCCGAGUUCAAGCCUGUUGCAAUACGCCUUUUGCAGCUCUUAACACACUCAAAGCGACCCCUUCGUAUCGAGGAGGCUGUGGAUGCUAUCGCUGUUGAACCAGGAAGCAAACCACGCUUUGAUCCAAGAAAUCGAAUGCCAUUUCCGACAGAAAUUACUCAAUACUGCCUAAGCUUUGUUUCGCUAACCUACAAAUAUGCUCCGAUAAUGAAGGCGCAGGUGAUUGAGAUCCAGCUUGCACAUUUCUCAGUUCAGGAGUACCUUCAGUCUGAUCGGUUGGAGCCGGCCCUUGGGGAGCAACUCAACAAAGCAGCUGCGGCUACAGCUAUCGUCGACUUAUGUGUGUCUUAUUUGCUUAGUUUGAACGUAUCCUUGCCGCUACAUCAGACAAAAGAACAAUACCCCUUUGCGGAGUUUUCGGCACAGUAUUGGUCAGAUUUCGCUCUUAUUAUGGAAGAGUCAAAUCAAAAAGUCCCUGACAUACUCAAAGAAUAUUAUUCGUCGCAACAAGCAUUUGCAUCAGGGUAUGACUUAUACAGCCCUGACAAAUAUCAACGGACAACAAAUGCGGAUGCAGUAAGCCCUCUGUACUAUGCAUCGUUUACUGGGCUGUUACGUUCUGUGCUCGUUUUGCUCGAAACCGAUGUUGACUUAAACGCAGGGGGCGGGUGGCAUGGCAAUGCCCUGCAGGCUGCUUCAAUUGAAGGACAUAAAGCGAUUGUUCAAUCGUUACUCAAAAGCGGCGCAGAGGUAAACACACAGGGCGGAUGCUAUGGCAAUGCUCUUCAGGCUGCCUCAAUUAUCUUUUAG
[Torrubiella] hemipterigena is the source of this 1779-nucleotide messenger RNA. The record is from the annotation of a GenBank genome assembly. NCBI's taxonomy places the organism in Eukaryota, Fungi, Ascomycota, Sordariomycetes, Hypocreales, Clavicipitaceae.